ACAGAAAAAAAGAAAUUCAACUGCUAGAGAAAUUAACAGGCACAAGCAUGGUAGGAAUGAUAUUAUAUUUCCCACAGCAUAACGGGGAACGCACCGUUUUAAGGUUUGAAAAUUGAAAUUGCUGAAACUUAGAAGUCGUGUCCGAGAGUUUGGAAUGGUUUAAAGAGAAGUAGAAGGGAAGGAAUGGAAAUUGCAAGAGGAGGAUGAGGAAAUAGAGAUGCAGAUUUGUGUGAGAAAUUAAUGAAAGCAAACGAAAAAAUGGCGAACAAGUCGAGCCCCGCCACUGGCCCUCCUAAAUCCGGAGAUGCGGUUUCGAAAAGCUACAACUUCGCUUCUAACUGGGAACAGAACGCUCCUUUAUCAGAGCAGCAACAAGCAGCCAUUUUGGCUUUAUCUCAUGCGGUUGCCGAACGUCCUUUUCCUCAGAAAUUGGCCCAAGAUCAUAUCUCUAGGCAGGGCAGUGGGUUGACCGUCUCGACCAAGGGCAACGCCUUGGGCUUUGAAGGUUCUGGAACUAUCGAUUCUGUUCUAGUCAACACAAAUCAGUUCUACAAAUGGUUUACUGAUCUAGAAUCAGCCAUGAAAUCUGAGACAGAAGAGAAGUAUCGGCAGUAUGUAAACAUAUUGACAGAUCGGAUACAGACAUGUGAUGCCAUACUUCUUCAGGUGGAUGAGACCCUAGACUUAUUUAAUGACCUACAGCUGCAACAUCAGGCAGUAGCUACUAAGACAAAAACUCUACAUGAUGCAUGUGAUCGAUUGGUAGUUGAGAAGCAAAGGUUGAUUGAAUUUGCAGAAGCACUUCGCAGUAAGCUCAACUACUUUGAUGAACUGGAGAAUAUUUCUACCAAUUUUUAUUCCCCAAAUAUGAAUGUUGUAAAUGAGAACUUCCUACCACUUCUUAAACGCCUUGAUGACUGCAUAUCGUAUGUUGAAAGCAAUCCACAGUAUGCAGAAUCUAGUGUUUACUUGCUCAAGUUUCGACAACUGCAGUCUCGAGCCUUGGGGAUGAUUCGCUCUCAUGUACUUUCUGUUCUUAAAAGUGCUUCCUCUCAGGUCCAAGCAGCGAUCCGGAGCAGUGGUGGAAGCAAAGCAUCUCUUUCUGAGGGUGUGGAGGCAUCUGUUAUAUAUGUCCGUUUUAAGGCAGCAGCAAGUGAGCUUAAGCCGGCGCUAGAGGAAAUUGAAAGCAGAUCAUCAAGGAAAGAAUAUAUGCAGUUGCUUUCAGAAUGUCAUAGACUGUAUUGUGAACAGAGGCUUUCUUUGGUAAAAGGCAUAGUGCAUCAACGGAUAUCUGAAUUCACCAAGAAGGAAUCCUUGUCAUCAUUGACUAGAUCUGGGUGUGCAUAUCUGAUGCAGGUCUGUCAGCUUGAGCACCAACUCUUUUAUCAUUUUUUCCCAUCUUCUUCAGAAGAUGUUUCAAGUUUGGCACCAUUGAUAGAUCCUCUGUCGACGGACUUGUAUGAUAAAUUGCGGCCAAAAUUUAUUCAUGAGACAAACAUUGAUUCUCUUUGUGAGCUGGUUGAUAUUCUUAAAGUUGAAGUCCUGGGAGAACAGCUAAGUCGACGGAGUGAAUCUUUAGCAGGUUUACGUCCUACACUGCAGAGAAUUCUUGAAGAUGUUCAUGAGCGAUUGACUUUCCGAGCUAGAACACAUAUACGUGAUGAGAUAGCAAAUUAUCUGCCUUUGGAUGAAGAUUUGGAUUACCCUGCAAAGCUGGAAAAAUAUACUGAGCAAACACCUGAAAUAGCUCCAGCUGAUGAAAAUGCUGAUGUAUUCAAAUCAUGGUAUCCACCACUAGAGAAAACGCUAUCUUGUCUUUCAAAGUUAUAUCGUUGUUUAGAGCCAACGGUUUUCACAGGUUUAGCGCAGGAAGCAGUAGAAGUGUGCUCUAUAUCUAUUCAAAAAGCAAGCAAACUAAUUAUGAAGAGAUCAUCACCAAUGGAUGGGCAGCUUUUCCUCAUAAAGCAUCUUCUUAUCUUAAGGGAGCAGAUUGCACCUUUUGAUAUUGAGUUUUCAGUGACACACAAGGAGCUUGAUUUCUCUCACUUGCUGGAUCAUAUAAGACGCAUUUUCAGAGGUCAAGCCUCUCUAUUCGACUGGGCUAGAUCUACUUCACUUGUUAGGACCUUAUCUCCUAGGGUUUUGGAAAGUCAAAUAGAUGCCAAGAAGGAACUAGAAAAAAGCCUGAAGGCCACUUGCGAGGAGUUCAUUAUGUCGGUCACUAAGCUAGUUGUUGAUCCUAUGCUUUCAUUUGUCACCAAGGUCACAGCUGUAAAAGUUGCAUUAUCCUCCGGCAGCCAGAAUCAAAAGCUAGAGUCAGUUAUGGCCAAACCGAUAAAGGAUCAAGCUUUUGCUACUCCAGAUAAAGUGGCUGAACUUGUGCAGAAGGUGAAGACUUCUAUUCAACAAGAGUUGCCAACUGUGAUGGCAAAGAUGAAGCUUUACCUGCAGAAUCCAUCAACACGAACUAUACUAUUCAAACCAAUAAAGACAAAUAUUGUCGAAGCCCAUGUACAAGUACAAAACCUACUAAGGACCGAGUAUUCCCUGGAAGAGAUACAAAACGUCAUAAAUAUGCCGUCCAUACAUGAACUUCAAGGUCAACUUGAUCGUCUCCUCUAGGGUGCUCGUGAAGUAUUAUUAAAUUACGUCAUACAGGUUUUCCUUUCAGUUGAAGAUUUUUACGGCACACUUGGGAGUUUUAGUUCAAGAUUGUGGAAACGAUUUUCUGGAAUAUCCAUACUUAUAAAUGAAAUAUAUGUAUUCAUUUUUUGAUGUCAAAUAGUUAGCCAAUUAGCAGUCGUUUACGGAUCGUUGAAAGCAGAUAUAGCUCGUGAGCCGUGUAGUUUUAUAUGAUGGUAUACAUGUCAAUUUAUGUAUGUUGAUUAACGAAAGCAAGAUAUACAAAAUUAAUCUCUUUUUUUACCUACUAAA
This is a messenger RNA of Ziziphus jujuba (common jujube), 2934 nucleotides long. Its product is annotated as conserved oligomeric Golgi complex subunit 3. The transcript is spliced from 25 exons. The coding region runs from base 241 to 2622 and encodes 793 amino acids. The record is from RefSeq and is a predicted model, not a curated record. NCBI's taxonomy places the organism in Eukaryota, Viridiplantae, Streptophyta, Magnoliopsida, Rosales, Rhamnaceae. Gene Ontology annotation, biological process: intra-Golgi vesicle-mediated transport; Golgi organization; intracellular protein transport. Gene Ontology annotation, cellular component: COG complex; membrane; cis-Golgi network.